AUGACAGGCAGGACAGAGGUCGCGGAUGGCUGGCUCCUCUGUCCGGCGACGGGUCCUGACCAGGCCAGCCGGCGAGGCGCGGAGCACCUAGCAGUAGCUGCUGCCACUACUGUCCGAGGUGGAGGAGUACGAGGUGCUGCUCGAGGACGAGUCGUACGAGGUGCUACCAGAGGACGAGCCGUACGAGCUGCUCGAGACUCCUCCGCUGUAGUUACCCCCGCUGUACCCGCUAUACCCGCCAUAUCCGCUGCUAUAGCCCCCGCUCCCACUCCCACCCCCGCUCGCACAGCAAGUGCCAGUCUCGGCCGUCCCCGACCCCUUGGCCGUGCCCGUGACCUCUCCCGAUCCCAGACAGCUGUCGCCUACGCCCGAGCUAGCAACCGCGCAGGUACCAGCGAGGAGAGCGCCGCUGUCAGAGUCACUGGUACUCACAACGCUGAGCGUGCCCGGUCCGACAUCCCGGCUUCGGAUGUAUGCACCGCGAGAGCGGGUAGAGGAAGAGAGUGUGCCGCCGCGAAUGAUGGGCUUGGGCUUGGGGGCGGUGAUGGUGGGGGAGGGGGCGACGAGGGGCUCCGGCUCGGGAGUGAGGGGCUGGUCGGUGGAGGGGAGGGUGUGCUCCGCAGUGCUCUCUGGGAGCGUGGUGUUGCUGCUGGUGGUGCGCCCGAAGGGCUUCUCGGCGGUAGGGAUGGUAGACGGACGGUCGAUGGAGAGACUGUCCUGCUUCUGAGAGAUGGAAGGUGGAGUGGGUCAGGGAGGAGAGCGGCGGAAGGUGGUGAGGGAGUUGGGGGUCUUACAGGUUUGGUCGAUGUGACUGGCGAGUGGUGCGAUGAGGGUUCCGGUCCUUCGAGAUACCGGGCGGAGCUCGAGUUAAAGGAACGUGCGAGUCCUCCUACCAAUCUCAGCCGUAGUGCCGAAUCUGAAACAGGAGGAAUGCAUGCGGAUUCCGCCAUCGUCGCCGCUGGAGGUCCGGCCGUGAGCGGAUCGUGCCGGUUUCAGAUUGGCUGCAGACCGCUCAAGACCUCCACAGAUUUUUCCAGCGAGUGCAAGCUUCCCUUUCGCCACUCUCGAGGCCGAGCUGUUCUGAUGAAGCUUCUCGGCCUUGACAUCCAGCAGACGAGCGCUCUCAUAGCUCCUUUGGGACCGGGUACAGCUACUCGUACAUGUGCAGCUGCUGGUCCAACUCCGCUAUGGUCGUUACAGACCCCACAGUGCCAUUGA
Messenger RNA from Dioszegia hungarica, 1218 nucleotides. RefSeq lists its product as uncharacterized. The coding region runs from base 1 to 1218 and encodes 405 amino acids. The transcript has 6 exons. The record is from RefSeq and is a predicted model, not a curated record. Lineage: Eukaryota; Fungi; Basidiomycota; Tremellomycetes; Tremellales; Bulleribasidiaceae.